AUGUCCACGUUUCUCUCCGGCAAGUCAACCGCGCCCAAGUUCUCGCCCGAGCAGUGCAGUAGGUACUUCUUUUCUGCUAUCACCGACUCGAACGACGAAACGACGGGGCGAUGGCGUUGUACCCUGUGCCAGCGCACGUACACCCAACAAGAAGGCAGGGGUUACACGAAUCUACUUGCACACCUCAAGGCAAGUCAUAGCAACUACGCCACACUCAUGCGCGAAGCACCAGCAGCAGCGCAGUCUACUAACACCAGGCUUUGGGUCAGUGACCGGGUGAAAGGGCGAUUCGGCUGGAUCUCGUGGAUCGUUGAAGAAGGGCUACCGCUUACGUUCUGUGAGAAGCCAUCGACUCGGCGAUUUACGAAUUUGCCUAUAAUUUCUCAUGUUACCCUUCGCGACAACAUUUUACGGCUUACUGAGGUCGUCGAAAAAAAGAUCUCAAAAGAAAUUCCGGAUCGUUUUGGCAUUAUUUUCGACGGCUGGACACAUAACUCCGAGCAUUACCUUGCGGUCUUUGCGUCGUACGAAAAGGAUGGCGUCCUUGUGCAGCCUCUCCUGUCGCUGGCGCCCAUCAUCCACGAGCCGGAUGACGACCACAGUGCGAAGACGCACUACACUGCAAUCAAGUCAGUCUUGGCCAUGUUCAAGAAGACCAUCACGCAAUGUGUCUUCUUGGUGGGUGACAACUGCAGCGUCAACAAAACGUUGGCCAAGCUUAUGUCCGUGCCGCUGAUUGGCUGCGCCAGCCACCGAUUAAAUCUUGCGGUCAAAGCGUACACCCAGCAGCAUGAGGACGAGCUCGCCAAGAUACAACAACUGAUGAUCAAACUGCGAACCCUGAACCAGGCUUCCAAACUCCUGUUUCGUACAGAACUACGACCAAUUCUCCGCCAAGACACUCGUUGGAGUUCAACGUUUGCCAUGCUUCAGCGAUUUUUCGAGCUUCGAGAACAUCUCGACCACGAGGACGACACUAUUUUGGAAAUUCUACCAACUCUUGGUGGGUCAGCAAAUAUUGUUGGCAACCCAAAUUUUGAAAAUGCCGUCACGAAGGUUCAACGUGGUCGCACGCUCACUCGGCCAGAGAAGUUGGUCGUUGCUGCACUGCGAAGCAACAACGGCGCAGACGUUGCCUCGGACGAAGAUGCUGGAUUUGCCGAAAGAGCGUUGAAACGUGCGCGCCUGGCCGACGAGAAUGACACCUAUGUCCUCCUUGGAGCUGUCACCCCUACGUCAAACAUAGCUGAGCGUCUUUUCAGCGUGGCGCGUGCUUUGAUUGGCCUCGACCGUUUUUCACUGCAUCCAAUCAUGAUUGAGGCGACCCUCUUCCUUAAGUGCAACCGCAGCUACUGGGAUGUAUCGACUGUGCACGAAACGCUUGAGUAA
This is a messenger RNA of Aphanomyces astaci, 1389 nucleotides long. RefSeq lists its product as hypothetical. The transcript has 4 exons. NCBI's taxonomy places the organism in Eukaryota, Oomycota, Saprolegniomycetes, Saprolegniales, Verrucalvaceae. Bases 1 to 1389 code for a protein of 462 amino acids. Gene Ontology annotation, molecular function: DNA binding. The record is from RefSeq and is a predicted model, not a curated record.